GAUCUCGCAAAGAGGACUGUCAGCGCUCAGACACCGCUGCCGAGCGCAAAGUGUCGCUGCUGGGGGGCGGGGGGGCGGACGGACGAGCCUUUACUAGAAUUUUUUUUUUCUUCUCCACUAGUAAAUAGUCUAGCCACCAUCGGAAACUAGUAAGACUAGUUACUGAGUUUGGGGUCGAUAUAUUUCACAACCAACUUUUGUUUGAAACCAUUUGCUCACAGUAGUCCUCUACAGGCAAAAAUCCAUAGGAGAAAUUUUGUUAAUAUUGCUCCUCUCUGCUACCCUCCCCAGGACUCCCAGGAAGUAUUUGAUUUGGUAUAGUGUAAAUACCAUGGAUUUAGAAGAAGUUACACGUAUUUUGACUCUUACUUUGCCAAUUGUUCAAAAUCAGUAUUAAAGUUACCAAGCCUUUCUAAAUCUCAGGGUUUCCACUUCUUUAAUGGCGAUGACACCCACCAUCAUCUUUCUAGGAGUUAAAUGGUGAACAUCAGGGUUUUCAACAGCAGCAUUAUUGACAUUUUGGGACAGGUGAUUUUUGGCUGUAGAGGCUACCUUGUAUGGUGUAAGAUAAAUGGCUUUUAUCAGGCUCAACCCACGACUUGGUGUAGCAUCUCCUUUCCAGUUGUGACAACUAAAUAGGAUUUUGGACAUUGCAAAGUCAGUAUCCUCGGAAGAGCAAAGGACCCCCCAGUUGAGAGCUACUGGAAUAUAGACUGGGUAUAUUUACAAAUCAGUGGUUCCUACCAGCUGUUAGAGGAGACAUCCCUCCAGGCUGUGCAGCCCAUGGAUUUGUCUGUGAUGGCACUAGAAUCCUAGUGUUUGGGGGAAUGGUUGAAUAUGGAAGAUACAGCAAUGAGUUAUAUGAGUUACAAGCAAGCCGUUGGCUAUGGAAAAAAGUGAAACCCCAGCCUCCUCCGUCGGGUUUACCUCCUUGUCCUCGGCUUGGACAUAGUUUCUCUUUGUAUGGUAACAAGUGCUAUUUGUUUGGUGGUCUGGCAAAUGAAAGUGAAGACUCAAAUAAUAAUGUUCCCAGGUAUUUAAAUGAUUUCUAUGAGUUGGAACUACAGCAUGGUUCUGGUGUCGUGGGCUGGAGCAUCCCAACUACCAAAGGCAUUGUACCUUCUCCGAGAGAGUCCCAUACUGCGAUUAUAUAUUGUAAAAAAGACUCUGGGCAUCCUAGGAUGUAUGUUUUUGGUGGAAUGUGCGGUGCUCGCCUAGAUGACCUAUGGCAGCUUGAUUUAGAAACUAUGUCAUGGUCACAACCAGAAACAAAGGGGACUGUACCACUUCCACGAAGCCUCCAUACAGCCAGUGUCAUUGGAAACAAGAUGUACAUUUUUGGUGGAUGGGUUCCACACAAGGGGGAAAAUACUGAGAAUUCACCUCAUGAUUGUGAAUGGAGAUGUACCAGCUCAUUUUCUUACCUAAAUCUAGAUACAGCAGAGUGGACAACUCUAGUAUCAGAUUCUCAAGAAGAUAAAAAAAAUUCAAGGCCCAGACCAAGAGCUGGACACUGUGCUGUUGCAAUCGGAACUCGAUUAUAUUUUUGGAGUGGAAGAGAUGGCUAUAAAAAAGCACUUAAUAGUCAAGUUUGCUGCAAGGAUCUUUGGUAUCUUGAUACUGAGAAACCGCCAGCACCAUCACAAGUCCAGUUGAUCAAAGCUACUACCAACUCUUUCCAUGUCAAGUGGGACGAAGUGCCGACCGUUGAGGGCUAUCUUUUGCAAUUGAAUACUGACUUGCCAUACCAAGCUGCAUCACCUGAUUCUUCAGCAGCACCAAAUAUGCUAGGAGGCAGGAUGGACCCUCACAGACAAGGCAGUAAUAGCAUCCUUCAUAACAGUGUUAGUGAUACAGUAAACAGUGCAAAAACUGAACACACAGCCAUGAAGGGAACUGCAGUGAGAAACAAACCAGAUUUCAGAGCAACAGAGUCUAAUGCUGCUUUACAUUCACCUUUGGCGCCUAAUGCUUCUAAUAAUAACAGUUGUGUGACGGAUAUGCUAUGGAAGAAUGAAGUUGAUGAAAUAGGUGCUCUGCCUGCAACUAAGAUCAGCCGUGUAGAGGUACAUGCUUCAGCAACGCCCUUUUCUAAAGAGACACCUUCAAAUCCAGUGGCCAUUUUGAAAACAGAACAACAAUGGUGUGAUGUGGGAAUUUUUAAAAACAAUACUGCUUUGGUGAGCCAGUUUUAUUUGCUACCAAAAGGAAAACAAAGUAUGUCAAAGGUAGGAAAUGCAGAUGUACCUGACUACAGUUUACUUAAGAAACAGGAUCUUGUUCCAGGAACAGUAUAUAAAUUCAGAGUUGCUGCAAUCAAUGGUUGUGGAAUAGGCCCUUUCAGCAAAAUCAGUGAAUUUAAAACGUGUAUCCCUGGUUUUCCUGGAGCUCCUUCCACAGUCCGUAUCUCCAAGAAUGUCGAAGGGAUCCACCUUUCCUGGGAGCCUCCGACUUCACCUUCUGGGAAUAUUUUGGAAUACUCAGCCUACUUGGCUAUCCGCACAGCACAGGUGCAGGAUAAUCCAAGCCAGCUUGUGUUCAUGAGGAUCUACUGUGGUCUUAAAACCUCAUGCAUUGUGACUUCUGGGCAGCUUGCAAAUGCGCAUAUUGAUUACACAUCCAGACCUGCCAUUGUAUUCAGGAUAUCAGCAAAGAACGAAAAGGGCUAUGGACCAGCCACCCAAGUUCGAUGGCUUCAAGCACUGUCCCUUUCUGGUCUCUGACUGGGUGUUUGCACAGAGAUGGUCUCGUGCUCUUCCCUCCUGGGCCCUUCAUGGCACCUGAAUAUCUGAACAGGUGAGUGAAAAAAUGGCCACCCUUUUCUUCUUCCAUUCCCGACCUCAGAUCACAGUCAGCGGGGUGGUUGUUAAGGAGAGUGGUUUUAGUGUGUGUAUCAUGCUGGGGAGAUAGAUGCUGGCGCUUUGUCUUGCCUCGCCCACCCUGCCCUCAGUUCCUAACUCAGAAAAUUGUGAGAUGAGGUGUAGGAGGGAGGUGCUGGGUCGCAAAGAGGAGGGAGGGCCUGAUCUGAAGUUGUGUUAGAGUUUAAGGAGAUGGGUGGGCACAGAGACACUAGGAGAUCAAAAUGACCUAAAAUCUGUCAGAAGUUAGUCUCUGGUCUUUGUAGUUGUCGUGCGUGUGCAUGUGUGCGUGUGUUUGUUUUGAGACAGGGUCUCACUGUGUAGCCCUGGCUGUCCUAGAACUCACCAUGAAGACCAGGAUGGCCUUGAACUCACAGAGAUCUGCCUGCCUCUGCUUCCUGAGUGCUGGGAUUAAAGGUGUGCGCCAGCAUGUGGAGCAGAAAUAGUCUCUCUGACACUAGAAAGCAGUGUAUCCGUUUGAGCCUAGGAAACUGCUGGAACUGACAGCUAGACAAUUUAGAACUGAACUCCUGCCGCUCCCCGGGGCAGGCCACUGUACGCUUCUUGGGCAAGAGCCUGUUUAGUUUCAUUCUGUAACCUAGGCUGACUUUGAACUCCUGGCAGUCCUCUGCCUCACCUCACAAGGGCAGGAUUGCAGCCUGAGUCACCGCACUUCAUUUUAGAUUCUUACUCACAGGGACAGACACAAGAUGCCCUUGGCCUUCCUCCCUUCAGGUCUAGUUAGUUAUAAGUCCCUGUAACUACAAUGUAUUAUUCUGAUCGUGUAUGGAAAGACUAACCAUAACAUUCUGGGAGAAACAAAAACAGAUUCUUUAAGCUGAGUGAAAGCUGCAAAAUCUCAGGAUGGUUGGCCUCCUGCUUCCAGAUGGCUCUCCGUCUUCCUAUCCGUGUGCUGCUUCUGUCCGCUGCAGAACUAAGAUUGAGAAGAAAGAAAGAAAAAGAAAGUGUCUGCUUGGGUGGUCUCCUGAUCCAACAGGUCCGUCUAGUAAAAUAAAGCCGAACGGGUGCUGGGCGGAGUCUGGAAGCUCCCAGUGUCUGGUGCACGGACUGCAGUUGCCCUCCUUGUCCGACAGUUCCAGUCACACGUGGAUUCUGGGCCGCACAGCUGGCUGUGUGUGCAUGUGUGCUGUUGACGGAGAGGCACAGCAGCUCCUGUAACUUGCUGUGAGUUGACGGUGUGAGCAGGAGAGCGGAGUCCUUGGCUCAUUUGCUGCCUCAACUAGUCUGCCCUUUCCCACUCCAUAACUAAGAAGAUAAAAACUUCAGCGGCCAAUGGGUUAAAUAUUUCAAGAGCACUUUUGCUUUUCAGAAUUUCUGAAUUGAAGACCAGAUUUUUCAGUGAAUUCCCUGGACAAGGAGAAACUGUCUCUUAACUGCUGCAAGUCCAUAAAAUCCCAGGCACAGACAGGGUGAUGUUGGCAGUGUCUAGAAACGGUUGACAUUUUUGCAUACCCAGAAGGAAACUGUCCUUGAUGAAGAUAGAGAGGCAGUGGAGAAUGUUGUUGUAUGUUGCCCAGGUUUUGGAAAUACUUAGCACACAAUUGCACAGUUAGGAGAAUGUGCCUAGGCAACAGCAUUCAGUAAGGAAGUGUUGUAUGCUUUACAUUGCCAAUUAGUUCCUCAUCAGAACCCCAGGCUAGCUCAGACUUUAUGCAGUUCGGGCUGGCCUUGAACUUGCUUUAUAGCAAUAAGUAUCUACAGUGAGCAAAGUACUCACACAGAGAGGUGGCAGCGGCGGUGGCUGUGAGCUGAUAUGGAAGGGCAGGGCCGUGGUACUGCGAGCUCAUUGGUUCUUGACCAGCUGGAGUGAGCAGUCGUGCACACUGGGUUGUUUGUAUGCCAUGGACUUGCCCGUUACCGUUGGCUGCCUCUCAUUUGGACAACAGCGACUGACGUGGCGAUGUCAUCUUGUUUGAAGUAUUGUGUAACCUCACAUCUUGUUUAAAAAUAUUUGCUGUGAAACAGUGUGUGCCAGCCAUAACCUGUCUGAAUGGGUAAAAAGGUAAAAUGAUAGGACUUUUACCAAGCUUUGCUUAAGAAGCGGAACUUCCUAACUGCUUACAAACUCCUUCUGUCCCAUCUCUCCUCCCUUCAAUCACACCAUACAGUGUAAGUGCUCUGGAUUUGUUUUUAGUAAUUAUUUCCAUGGUUUUUAUUUGUAGCUCUAUCAUACAUGUGUAUGUUCUUAAUAAAAUGUUUAGAUGUACCUUGUUUUGAACUUGUUUGUAAAAGUAAUCAUGAUGUAUGUAUUCUCCUGUGACAUUUUGUGGUAUUUUCUGAAUUUGCAUACAUGUUUAUGCAUGUGAUUGUAUUUCAUGUCUUCCUGCUAUAUAAUAUUCCAUUGUAUUACUAUUCUACAAUUUUAUCUGGUCUUCUGUUCACCAGGAUCUGGGUUAUUAUUUCAGUUUUUGCUCUUGAAGACAGUGCUGCUGUGGCCAUUCUGCCCGAUUCUGUUGCAAACUGUGUUCCUUGCCUGUAGUCAGUGCUGAGAACAGUGACAGAGGACAGACAGUGGGUGUUGAGGAUGUGUAGCUUCCUGCACCCUCUCCUUGUGUGUGCGAGAGUUGCUGUAGGACAGUUGGUUUUGGAGCCCUGCACUGCAGUUGACGAACCAUUCCUUAAAGAAGGUCUUUGAGGACAACUGUUUUCAUGACCACCCCGAGACAUUCGUCCUUUUCCUGCUUUCCCCAAGCUUACAUAUUGUCCUGCUGUGUAGUAUUACAGCUGAUAUCUAAUCGAGCAUACACGUGCAUGUUUUAUGUCUUUAAAAGUCUCCACUUUGGUUUCUUAUGUGGUAAGUACUAAUAGGCGCACCCUGCAUGUGCUGUAGCUCUGAAUGCCUCAAUUUUAAGAAUGAAAGAGAUUCGGAAACGAUAGGUUGAAUAUCGCAGCUUGUAGGAGGAGUCCACUGUAAUGCUGAGCUGGGCUCUGAAGUGCUCUCACUGGCAGCGCAGCUGGAGUUCCUGGACCACACCUUGGCAACACCUGUUCUUGGCUGUCUAGUAUCUGCCAGUUGGAGGUCUAAUAUACAGCGUCUCAUUCCCCUGAUGACUGUGGAAUAGUUUUUCCAUGUAUGGUCCUCUUCUGUGAAGAGGUGGUUAGUGUCUUUUGCCCAUGUUUGAUAAGUUGUCUUUCAUUGAUGCAUAUGGUCUCUGUGUGCCCUUUGCAUAUGGUACACACACAUUUCCUAUCAGAUUUGUGCAUUGUAUUCUGUAGUUGUGUUGAAUGUGCUAAUCAACUUGGAGAAAACUUGAUCUUUUCCAUGUGUUUUCCCAGUCAGAAGCAUUUAUAUGUCUCUCCAUUGAUUAUGUUUUCUUAUUGUUUGUUUCUAGACAGAGUUUCUCUGUGUAAUAGCUCUGGCUAUCCUGGAACUCACUCUGUAGACCAGGUUGGCCUUGAACUCACAGAGAUCCUCCUGCUUCUGCCUCCUGAGUGCUGGGAUUAAAGGCGUACGCCACUACCACUCCCUGACUUGCAUGUCUUCAAAUGUCUUUCUUUAAUGUCUUCCAAUAAACACAGUUUUCCCUA
Peromyscus maniculatus bairdii (prairie deer mouse) is the source of this 6407-nucleotide messenger RNA. NCBI's taxonomy places the organism in Eukaryota, Metazoa, Chordata, Mammalia, Rodentia, Cricetidae. The record is from RefSeq and is a predicted model, not a curated record.